This is a messenger RNA of Myzus persicae (green peach aphid), 2588 nucleotides long. RefSeq lists its product as uncharacterized. The coding region runs from base 622 to 2574 and encodes 650 amino acids. Gene Ontology annotation, molecular function: protein dimerization activity. The transcript is spliced from 9 exons. Lineage: Eukaryota; Metazoa; Arthropoda; Insecta; Hemiptera; Aphididae. The record is from RefSeq and is a predicted model, not a curated record.
UUUCUUGUAUUUAAAUAGUAUUUAAAUACCUUUUUAUGGUAUUGAAUACUAAUGUAUUUGAAAUACUUUUAUACUUAUGAAUAUAUUAUUUUAUUAAAAAUCAAAAUGUCACAUCUCGCAAAUUGUCAACGAAAAAAAUAUACCUAUAUAUUAUAAAACUAGAUAAAUUAAAUGAUUUAUUUCAUAGAUAAAAGUUUAAAUGAAGUGAUUAUGAAUUUUGAGAACUAAAAUAUUAUGUUUACGACUGCGUGUCGCCGUACAAUAGUACAAUAGUACUUAGUUAUCGCAUAAUAUUAUCUAUAAGACUAUACAAAUAUAAGUAUUGUAUUGCAGCCUUUGGGUAGGUACCUAUGUGGGCUAUGAUUUAUGACCUACCUAAUAACUAAUAAGUAAUAAUAUAUUAAAUUUGUCCGUCACCACGUAAAAACCACAGCGGAUAAUCCCACAACUCACAAAUAAACCUAUUGGCUAUUACCUACGACUCGUUCUCGGCUUUAUUGCACGUCGCACGAAACACAAGCAGUUAGCACAUCAGCGUCUUUGUAGUUUGUACUGAUAUUCCGUAUUGACCGUAUUCGUUUAUUAGUUUAUUACCUACCUACUUUGUGCUAUACGUUUAAAAUGAACAAUAUUGUUGAAAAUGUACCAUUUCCAUUUCCGAUGUAUAAUGCACAUUUUAAAGUUAUAUGUGUACUUGAAGACAAAAUUUAUUAUAAAAAAUUAAAAGUAAAAUGUGUGAACUGUCCGGGAACAAAGGAACUUACAAUUGACUCACGCUCAAAUUCAAACAUUCGUAAACAUUUAUCAAACCAGCAUCCAAACAUUUUGGCAGAUAUUGAUAAGUUGGACAAAAAAAGAAAUGUCGAUGAGGUCAAUGCAAAGAAUAAUAAACCGGAUAAUAUGCUUUUGGAUUUUAUUUCGAACAAAAAAACUACUAGCCAAGCUACGUUAAAUCAACUUGUUCAGAGGUUUAUUAUAAGUGCUAAUAUAUCUUUUGCAAUUGUGGAAAACUCUGUUUUCAAAGAAAUAAUCGAAAGAGGAUUUCCAAACAGAAAAUUAUUGAGUCGUCCAACUUUAAUGAAGCAAAUUGAGUCUGAAUUUGAAUCAUCAGUAGCUAAACACAAAUUAAAAUUGUCAAAAAUUGUACAUGUUGCAACAACAGCAGAUUGUUGGUCAAUAUUUAAAAAGUCAUACAUUGGUAUAACAGCAUCUUGGUACGAUGAGGAUUUACAAAGAAACACAAGUCUUCUUGCUAUUCGCAGGUUAGAAGGAAGUCACACGUUUGAAAUGUUGGCCAAGUAUAUGGAUAAUGUAUAUACUGAAUUUGAAAUAUCAGAUAAAAUAGCAUAUACAACUACUGAUAAUGGUUCUAACUUUGUAAAAAGUUUCAAUGUGUAUGGCUGUAUUUUUGAAGAUUAUUAUAAUGAAGAUAUUGGUAUUGAAAAUGUAGAUGAUUGUGAAAAUGAUGAUGGCAUUGAAAUGUUAGAGUUGAAUGAUGAAUUGAAUAAAAAUAUAAAUAAUGAUUUACCAUAUUCACUACCCAGACAUCAUAGAUGUGCAGCUCAUACACUGAACUUAAUAACGUCAACGGAUGCAAAAGUUGCAUUAUUAGACCCUGUAUAUAAAAAACAGUCGAGGAUUACAUUUGGAAAAUGUGUAAGUCUCUGGAAUAAACAAGGACGUUCUACAAAAUCAGCAGAUUUGAUAAAAAAGCACUGUGGUGUUUAUUUGAAAACACCAUGUGAAACACGUUGGAACUCGUGGUAUGAUUCUGUGUCAUUUUUAUACAAGUAUCUCAACAAAAAUGAAUCUAAGUUCAGAUUAGCUAUGGACGAAUUAGAUAUUGUCAGGUUUAACAAAAACGAUAUUGAGUUUUUGGGAAAUUAUGAAAAAGUAUUACAACCAAUUUCCAUAAGUCUGGACAUGCUUCAAGGAGACAAACAUAUGAACUUUGGAUUUUUACUGCCAACAAUUGAAGAACUCUCUUCAAAAUUUACACUUAUGUCUCGAGAUGAUACCAUUUCUAAAAGUAUACAACCUCUUGUGUCUGCUUUGCUUACUGGCAUUAAUAAAAGAUUUGGGGAUUUAUUACAAAAUAAGUUUUUAAUUAUUGCAUCAGUGAGUAAUCCUUAUUUUAAAGUGGCAUGGAUUAAAAAUGAUGUAAGAAAGCAAAUGGCUAUGGAUGCAUUUAGAAAUGCUUGUUUACAAAUAUAUGAAAAAGAGUGUGUUUCCAAUACUCAAGAACCUAAUAUUGUAGAAAGUUAUGAUGAACCAUCAUUGGACUUUUUUACGUGGUCUUCUUCAAACAAUAUGAAUGGUAUAGAUUCGGUAGAUAUUGAAAUUAAUCAAUAUUUUAGGACUUCGCCAACAAAAAACUUGGAUUGUUUGCAAUCACUUCCUAUACUUAAAAAAGUAUUUAUUAAAUACAAUACACCUCUCCCCAGCAGUGCUUCGGUUGAAAGGGUAUUUAGUGUAGGAGGAGCUACGUUAACAAAAAAGAGAACAUCCAUUAGUGACAAGCAUUUUGAACAAAUAAUGUUUUUAAAAUGUAAUAAUCAAUGCAAUAAUAAAUAAUAAUAAAAUGAUGA